Amoebophrya sp. A120 is the source of this 1043-nucleotide messenger RNA. The record is from the annotation of a GenBank genome assembly. Lineage: Eukaryota; Dinophyceae; Syndiniales; Amoebophryaceae.
CAGGGAAGCUCUGCUGUUCAUUCUUUUUCAUGUUGAGUGGAAAUGAGAAUUGCGGAGUGACACGGGGCCGAAAAGUGCCAACCGCUCGCAAUGCCAAUCUAUGUUUUAGCCCGCACACCGUGUGACAGCCCAGCAGCGAGCAAGGGCCGCAUUGCGGUCGCAAAAAAAUGUCCUUUCAGCUCGUUACGUAGCCGCAGCCCGAGGCGGCUCCUUCGUUCCCGUUUGACGGAUGGGCGCGCCCAAGAUCAGAAAGACCGCGGGGAGAAACCCCGGACAGGCCGUGGCGUGUGAUAGAUUGCGCUGGGCGUCAAGACCAGGGCGCAAGCUUCUCGGCGCCGGCCGGGCAACGCCCAUCCAAAGCGGGGCGGCCGGGCUCCGCCAAUGAGGAACAAGAGGAGGCGGCCCCGACUCGGCGCAGGGGGAUCUCAGCGGGAGCGUUCUGGGGCUGGUUGGCCGGUGGUGGCGUGAGAUUUGAGCCUCAGCGGAAUGCGCGCCUCAUCGGUGACGCCGGAACCCAUUCGCCCCCCCUUCAUUUUCUCCGCCCGGCGGCGGGCCCAGAAUUGGGCGCCCGCGCGGUGUGGCAGUUAGUCCCGCCGCUCUCCCGUAUCUGUGCGCCGGGGGGCCGGUUGGUUCGUUCGUGUGUUCGUUGCCCCCCGCUCCUGGUGGCCUACGCUUGUGGGCGGUCGGUCCGGCGGGCGGGGUCGCCUGGGGUCCGCCUCGCUCUCUGGCCAAGGCGCGGGGGGGGGGAGGCGCGGGGCCAGGCACGUAAUACCGUCCGCGCGUCGCGCCCCAGUUCGGAAGGACGUGUUGCGCUAUGGCCCAAGUUUGGGCACUACUUUGGCGGGCGGGGGUGGCAUACAAUUAGGGCCCGCCGGCCCACGUUCGCUCUGUCGCGCGCCUGGGCCAAUGUUGUGCGCCCCCCUUCCCCGCCCGGCCCCUCCGGGGACGCGAGAUGUGGCGCUUGAUUUUGUUUCUCCUGUUUCCUCAAUUUCUGUCCGAAAGGUGUCGGAGCCCGCUCGAUUCUGUGUUCCAUCCUCGUGUAU